Messenger RNA from Microdochium trichocladiopsis, 630 nucleotides. Its product is annotated as AAA domain-containing protein. Lineage: Eukaryota; Fungi; Ascomycota; Sordariomycetes; Xylariales; Microdochiaceae. Bases 1 to 630 code for a protein of 209 amino acids. The record is from RefSeq and is a predicted model, not a curated record. The transcript has a single exon.
AUGUCUCCAAAUAUUUACAUCAUCGGCGCACAAAGCUCCGGGAAAACAACCCUCGUACAGGCCCUUGAGACUCACUUUACGAACCAGCACGAAACCCUUUCCGCUUCCGCUGCCCCGAGGUUCAUUAAGGAAGUUGCGCGCAAAGUACUAGACAAGCAUGGCUAUACGGCAGAAGACAUUGUAACAUCACCUCAGCGCACAUUACAGCUGCAAAAGCUGAUCAUCGAAGCACAAGCCCGGGCGGAAUACGAACCGGCUAAUUCCGAUACUCCGGCUACAAAUGCCACCUGUCCCCCCAGUUUCAUUUCGGAUCGUUCAGCCAUCGACCCAGUUGUCUACGCCAGGCAGUACGUCGGAUUGCAAGAAAGUCAAGGUUUACUGGAACUACCAGAGUGGCGUCAAAUGCACAAACGCAUGCAAGCCUCGUUGAUCAUAUUGUGCGAGCCAAGAAGUGACUGGCUCAAGAGUGAUGGGGUACGGUUGAUGCCCCGGGACAACGAAGAAUGGAUGUUGACUCACAAGCUGUUCUGUGAUGUGCUCAACGAGGUUGGGUUGUCCUUCGUCGUACUAUCGGAGGGAAUGUCAGAUAUCAAAGUCAGGGUAGGGUUCGUGCUUGAGCACAUAGAGUAA